Venturia canescens is the source of this 12904-nucleotide messenger RNA. It is a transcript of the gene btv, whose product is annotated as beethoven. Gene Ontology annotation, cellular component: 9+2 motile cilium; axoneme; cytoplasmic dynein complex. The transcript has 34 exons. The record is from RefSeq and is a predicted model, not a curated record. Gene Ontology annotation, biological process: cilium movement involved in cell motility; cilium assembly; intraciliary retrograde transport. Gene Ontology annotation, molecular function: ATP hydrolysis activity; dynein intermediate chain binding; minus-end-directed microtubule motor activity. The coding region runs from base 111 to 12404 and encodes 4097 amino acids. Lineage: Eukaryota; Metazoa; Arthropoda; Insecta; Hymenoptera; Ichneumonidae.
AUUCCCCAUCGAUGACGAUGAGGAUGAAAAAAUCUUGAGAAAAGUUAAACUCUCUCAGAAAAACUCUGAAAAAUUAAAUUUUUCUCCUCUUCGAAUAACAAUGUUGAAUAAUGGUGGCCGCGGACAAAAGGGGAACGCUGAUUAUUUCGACGGCGGGAAAUUUUUUCGGCGUUCCGAUCAACGAUCCCGAAGUUGCGAUCGAGGGUGAGGCUGUGCUUGAAAAAUUUCUUGAUGCUUCGUCAUGCCGUACGAUUUGUGCGACGCCAACUCGCACGACCACCGAUUCAAUGUGCUUAAAACUAACGAAUGAGAUUCCGACUGGGAGAAAUUCUCUCGUUUUUUUCAAGCUGCGUUCGUCGGCCGUUACGGAAGAAAAUUUCCACGAUUUGAUUCACGUCGCAACGACGGGCGGACCGAGAAUCGGUGGGAGAGCUCUCAUCGAAUCACUCCGACAAGUUUGGGCACCGACCCUACAAUCGUCAGGUGUAAACGCCGCUUGUCUCAAACGUCUCGAAGAAGACAUUCUGGGUCCAAAAGCCUCUUCGUCGAUUCACGAGGAAGAACAUUUUUGGAAACGCAAACGAGAUGAAGCGAAAAAGUCACAUGAGAAAAAAACCGCUCAAGAAGCUAUCGACCUCGUGAAAAGCAUUCAAACGGAGCUCGAAAACGCUGCAACUUCGAGAGAAGGUUUGAUUGGCGUUGAGGAAAUACUGGAGACGGUCUCAGGCUACAUCGACGAUCUUUGGAAGCUCGAUGGACCCGCUUACAACGAAGAAAGAAUGAAAUCGUUUUUGGAAGUGGUUGGUAACGAAGUCGUCCGACUCGUUCAAACUCUUCUCGAUGAGAUCAAAAGCACGGAUUCUCGUGCCAGAGACGAAGCCGUUGCGACUGCAGCUACCGUGUGCGAAAAGUGGGUAAACGUUUGCGAAAGACUCACCGGAUUGUAUUGGCCCCAUCAGUCUCUUCAUCCGUGGAAAGGAAAAUCUUUCUCGCACGGAAAGUGUUGCAAGUUCGGCGAUAGAUUGAGGCAAACUGCUGAAAUUCGUGCCCAGCAUCGCCAGCUGACGAGACUUUUGACAGCCGGCGAACGUUCGGCCCUCGGCACAGACGCUCUUCUGCAGAGUUUCGACGAUUUGCGAGUCGGCCUUGGGCAAGAAGGCAAAGACGUCGAAUGGGAGAGGCUGAAACAUCGAUUCGAGGACAGCUUGAGUCCAGCGGAGGAAAAGGUGACAGAAAAAUUGAGAAAGCAAUUCGCAGCUGCCGGGAAUCCGACGGUGCUCGCCGCCGAGUUCCAGCGUUACGUGGAGCUCUUGAAACGAGAAGGCCUGAAACGAGCGCUGACCAGUGAACGUGAAUCUUUGCUGGCUUCGAUCGGGGAACUCGUCGAUUUGGCUCAGUCCGCUCCGGAUACGGUGAACCUCCUAGACAGUCCACGAAUAUUACAGGAAAUGCUUACUGCCCGAGCUGCCGAAAUGCGUCUCGACGCCCUCGCCAAAUUGAGCAAAGAAUUAUUGGCCGACCUUCCGGGCUACGACGAAGCUUAUUCCAAAAUUUCACUCGCCUCAAAAGAUGCGGAGAAAAAGCGCCAGUACCUGGUCGAAUCUUGGGUGAGUGCGACGAAGUCGGCGAUCGAGAGUAGGGAAUUGAGCCUCGGAAGUGAUUCGGCCGUCGUGGAACUGACGGGUUCGAGUAUGAUGAGGGUGAAUUACGAUCCACGACUAACGAUCCUCGUGAAGGAAGCUCGAGCCCUGGCGGGUCAGGGUGUGGAGUUGCCUCGUGAGGUGAACGAUCUCGUCGAGCGUGCCGGAGCUCUGGCGGCUCGAGCUCGAGCGCUCCAACAGAUCGCGACAUUCCACAACACGAUCGGUGAUCGGAUGGUUCCGUCGCAAAGGCCUUUGAUGCUCGCGACCGCCCUCGAGUUGUCUCGGGCAGUGCGUGAGCAAUCGGGCGUCGUUUGGUCCGACCCACGUGCCGUCGACGCUUACACGAAUCGCUUGCAAGAGCUGGUGAAAAAAUUCGCCCAACAGAAUUCCGAGCUCGCGGCUAAGCACGCGACGCUUCGCGAUCUCGUUGCCGGUCUCUUGAAAGGAGAAAUCAUUAAUCUUGUCAGCAGCCAAGCAGUGUGGAAAGAAACCCUGCGGAAAAUGCGAUCGAUCGUCGAGGGCGUCGAGAAGGAAUACGGGAAUACAAAAGCCUGGAAGCUCCACUGGGAUCGGCAAUUGUUGAAAGUUCUCAGUGUCGCGUAUCGAGCUGCAAUGCCGUCGCUUACGAGAAGAUUACCUGAGAUAAAAGUCGAGCUGACGUUCCGGGACAACCGUCUCCAGUGGCGGCCGAGCCUCGAAGAGAUCCGAGCGAAACUCUACUCGGGAAUUCGUAGGUUUCUCGCGAUUCCUACUAAUUUUCGCGGCGUGGGUGAUCCGGCGGACGGACAAUUCGGUAGCCUCGUUGAUAGGAGCGCUUAUCUCUUCGGCGACGUCUACAAAGAGGCCGAAGUCGUGCUUGCUGCUAUCGAAGAAUAUCGACUCAAGUGGAUUCCUUUAGCUGCCCCGGCACAAAUCGACGUUGGAACAAUAUUGAAAGGCAAAUCGCCACAAGAAUGGGAGCGAGCUUUCAAAGAGGCGAAGCAAUGGGCUCAAGAGGUGGGAAAACUGAGGGGCGGGGAAGUAAAAAUAUGGUGCAUAAGCAUCGACACGGGCACAACGAGGAACGACCUUGAAUCAGGGACUCGUCGUUACUGGGAUCGUUUGUCGUCGGAUUUACGAGCCGAAGCUUCGUCGCGACUCGUAACCGUUACGGAAUUCCUGUCAAUGGCUGCGCGAGAGUUGGAUCGUCGUCCUCGCAAUGUCCAGGAGGUUGGCAUCGCUUACGAGGUCCACACGAGGAUAGAGCGUGAAUCCGCCGCAAUGGCGGAGGAACUGGAAGCGGUGACAGGAUUCGCGAGAGUCCUCGCUGCUUGGACGCGGGAAAAACUCGACGGUUUGUCCGCGGCGCACGGAGCCUGGGAAGGCUUGGCCGAUCGUCUCGAAAGACACCGAAGCCUGGUGGCGCGUCAGCUCGAGGAUGCCAAGGUGAAUCUUCGUCACCGAGCCGUGGCGCUGCAGGACGAGAAGGAACGCUGGGAAGCGAAGUGGACGGUGAAACCUGAAGUGGCGGAUCUCAAUUGGAUCGGAACGAUGCGAGAGCGGUGGACGACGAUGAGGCAGCAGAGAGAAGCUCUCAAAGCCGAUUGUCAGAGACUCGAGGUCGACGUCGACGACGUCCUUGCGGAAGACGAGGAGGCGACGCGGCGCUUGGAAGCUCAGCUGGACGCCGAGGAAUCCAACUGCCGAUUCCAGGCCGAAUUCAUAAAAGAACUCGAAAAUCAAACGACCGAGGAGUGGAGUGUCGCCAGGCGGAGAUUGCCGCGGCUUCACGACUGGCUCGACUCGUGGGAAAGCAGAAUAAAAAGCCAAUCUGAGGAUCCUGAUGCUGAGGUCGAUCGUGGGAAAGAUCCGAGCCUUGAAAUCGAAACUUUCGUCGGGAAAAAAAUUCGAGAAAUCAGAGCCAACAUCGAGUUGCUGCAAAUUCUUCGGGGGGACGAAAUCGCCGAAGAACACUGGGCCGAGCUGCGACCACUGGUCGGCAUCACCGAUGUAACGAACACCCGCGACAUAACGCUUGGACAAUUGUUCGACUGCUCGAAAAUGAUCAGAGAUCAUUUCGAGCGUGUUCAGGAAAUAGCGAAAAGAGCGAUUGCCGAAAGUGGAAUUCGGCAGGCCCUGACCGAGCUCGAAUCGUGGGAGACAACCGCGUCUCUCCAACUCGUGGAGUCGAAAGACAGCAAAAAUAAUGCGAUCUUAUUGGUCGGCGAAUACGGCGAGUUGCUGGCACGCGCGGGAGAGCUCAAGCUCAUUCUCGAAGGCGCCAAAGGGGCUUCCGGUUAUGAAAGAUUCGCAGCAAGAGCUGCCCGGUGCGAGACCGCCAUGUUCGAACUCGAGGAGCGUAUCAAGGCACUGAGUACACUGCAAAGAAAGUGGGUUUAUCUAGAGCCCGUUUACAGUAGCGGAGCGGCACCGAAUGACUCCGGAAGAUGGACGAGAGCUGACAAGGAAUUUAGAUAUCUCAUGGGCGAGAUCGCCAGAGAUUCUCGAGUUCCGUCGCUGAGGAGAUUGCCACUUCCGGCGCUAUUGAACCUCAAGGACCUUCUGGACCGAUGCCAAAAAAGCUUGGACGAAUUUUUGGAGGAAAAAAGGUCGUCUUAUCCUCGUCUCUAUUUCCUGAGCGACGAAGACCUUUUGGAGCUGGUUUCCGGAAGCGGGAGCGGCCUCGACGCCCAUUUGCCGAAACUCUACCAGGGCAUCGGCUCGGUAACGAUCGAGGACGGUCAACUCAGAGCGGUGCUUUCACCGGAAGGAGAAACAUUGCAACUCCCUGAGUCGAUCGACCUCGGGGAAGCGCUGCCUCAGUGGCUCAGGAGUCUUGAAAAUUCCAUGAGAAAAGCGCUUUCACUGAGUUUGGAAAAGUGCCUAAUCGAUACGACCCCCGACCCCUCGGUUUAUCCGGCUCAGGUGCUUCUGCUAUCCGAAAGAAUUCGAUUCACCGAACGCUGCGAAUCUGCCCUGAAGGAAGGCUCCAUCGGUUUGAAAAAUUUGGUCGAGUUUCUUGAAACUCAAAGAGCGAAAUUCCGAGGUCUCGAGGACGCUGGGGAUCGUCUAACCGCACUGAAGGCCCGGGGCCUCCUGCUGGACACGGUGCAUCAUCUCCGGGUCGCCAGAACUCUGUUGAAGGCAGUCGAGAACCGGGAAAAUACUUCGUGGACCUGGAGUAGACAGUUGAGAAGUUAUCGAAGCAGCAACGGCCCGUUAAUUCGUUGCGCCGGUGCGAACUUUCCGUACCGCUUCGAAUACCAAGGCGCCGCGGUUGGCCUCGUCAGGACGCCGCUAACCGAAAGAUGUUUUCUGGCGCUCACGCAAGCGAUGAAGCUCGGUCUCGGUGGGAGUCCAACGGGGCCGGCAGGUACGGGAAAAACCGAGAGUGUGAAGGCCCUCGCUGCUAUUCUGGGUCGCCCGGUGCUCGUCUUCAACUGCGACGAAGGCAUGGACGCCGGCAGCAUGCGCAGAAUUCUCGGGGGCCUGGCACAGGCUGGGGCCUGGGGUUGCUUCGACGAGUUCAACCGCUUGGAGGAAGAAACCUUGAGCGCGGUCGCGAUGUUGGUCCGCCCUCUGCAGGAGGCUGUACGAGACUCGUCCAGCAGCGUCCAGUUGGGGGGCCAGAGUGUGAGACUGGAUCCGCACUGUUGCAUCUUCAUCACGAUGAAUCCAGCCGACAGCGACUACGGGGGGAGGCACAAGCUGCCGGAUUCCUUGGCUCGUUUGUUCCGGCCAAUCGGCAUGGCCCAUCCUGACAGAUGCGACAUAGUCCAGGCUCUGUUGGAGUGCGAGGGUUUCCUCGAGGCUCCGACUUUAGCCAGACAGCUGGUAGAGACUCUUGACAUCUCGGAAAAGUUGCUCUUCAAGCAGCCCCACUACGAUUGGGGCCUUCGUGCUCUGCGUUCCGUUCUCGGUGCGAUCCCGCCAGAUUCGCUCGAUGCCACAAAGCUCAAUGAAACUGAACGUCUGCUCGUCGCCAUCCGAGCCUCCACUUUGCCCAAACUUACUGAAGAAGACACGACCAAGUUUGUCGGUCUGCUGCAAGACGUUUUUCCCAAAGUCGAUCACCUCUCGUCCCUCGUCGAUUCAACCAGUCGCCAAGAUUUGCUGGCAGCCGUCAAAGACAUCUGCGACCACGCCGGCUAUACCGAUGACGUCGUUAACCGAUGCGCCCAACUCUAUGGACAGUUGAAAAAUCGAACUGGAGUGGCGCUCGUUGGACCACCCGGAAGUGGCAAGUCUUUGAUCAGGAAAAUUCUCGCCGAGGGACUCAACAGAGUUGGUGAACCGGUUCAACAGUUCAACCUCUUUCCUGGAGCUAUCCCGAAAUCCAGGCUUUUGGGCAAAGUCGAUCCCGAAACCAGGGAGUGGAAAGAAGGGCUUUUGUCGAGCAUCGUAUCAACGGGAGCAGACACUUCGAUCUGGAUCGUUCUGAACGGGGACGUCGAGCCCAGUUGGGCCGAGGCUCUGAACUCGGCCCUCGACGAUAAUCGUCUUCUCACUUUACCCAGCGGAGUUGCCCUUCGCCUCGGCUCUGGCGUGAGGUUCAUCUUUGAGACCCACAAAUUGGGUGGGGCGAGUCCGGCGACCGUGUCGCGUCUCGGCGUGAUCCAUCUUGGCACAACGACGCCAUCGUCUCUGCUUUUACCUUCCAAGCUGGAGACGCUGCCAUCAAUCUCAUCGGGAAUCGUCAGCAGUCACCUUGCGAACAUCGUCGAGACAAUUUUGAAGCUAGUUGGCGAAGAAAAAUCGGCAGCUGGUCUGACCGAGGGAGCUCUUGCCCAUCUCCGAAAAUCCAACACCCAAAAUCUUGUCACUUACGCUCUGCUCGUCUCGCUGUGUGGGCAACUGGGUCACGGGGAAUCCAGGGAUGACGUUGCACGAUUUAUUUAUCAGGUCACGGACUCGUGGUGCCCGGAUCCUCAGAAACCAUUCGCAGUUCUGUACAACCCGGAGAUCGAUCGGCUGGAACCCUUCGGCGAAGCAGCUCAGUCCAUACCUAGUGAGAAUGGCACCAUUUCUCUGUCAGGACUUGUGAAAAGAGCGUUAGCAGCAAUUCUGCCCUGGCUCGAAUCCGGCCACCCAGCGAUAAUCCGUGGUCCCGAAGGAUGCGGAAAGAGCAGCUUGAUAUCCGCUGCCCUCGCUUCUCGGAGCGACGAAAUCGGCGAGGCAUCCUCGACCGUUCGUGGCUCUUCUCUUUACGGUCCGGAAGAUCUGAUCACUAGACUCAAGCGAUCUUGCAUCCGGCUCGAGUCUUCCGCAAACGGGAGAACCUACAGACCCAGGAACGGGUCUCGCUUGGUUCUUGUCCUGGAAGAUCUUCACCUUGCUUCGAGAGACCUGCAGGAAUUGGUUCGGCAGCUUCUUCAGGAAGGAGGUUUCCACGAAGACGACCUGGAAUUCGCGAGUUUGCCCAUCACCCUGCUGUGUACCGGGGACGAAGAAACCAAGCUCCAUCCAAGAUUGGAGGCACUGCUGGCCACCCAUUGUUUAUCUUGCCCAAGUUCCAAGGAUGUGAUUUCCAUGGUUGAGCUUCACCUGAAAUCGUCUUUACGAACAACGAGAACGACGUCGAUCGAUUCCUGGAUCUCCAGCGUGGCUGGUACGAUGACAGAAACAUUGACGACCAUCACAUCUGCCAGGGAUUCGUCUUUCACCUGGAGCCCCAAAGAUCUGGCGCUGUGGGCCGAUAGUUUGAAAUAUUAUCCGGCGGUUGAUGACGUUUUGGAGCUGACUCGCUACCUCUGGGACGCGGGGACACGAUUGUUUUUCCCUCGUUUGGUUCCGAAGGAUCAGUCGCGUUGGGUGUCGAGCAUGUUUUCAAGAAUUCCUGAACUCAAAGACACGACGAACGACGUUUACGUCUGGAAGGGUGGUCACAUCGGGUUGACGCCUUACGGAGAAGAUGACUGGAAAUCGGAAAUCGAAAAUGCAGCUUCGAGGUGCGCGAGGGAAGGGGACCCGGUGCAGGCCAAAAUAACGCCUCAUUUGAUGAAGACAGUCUCUGGUCUGAGCUGGGCUCUGGGGAGUGGAAGCCGAGGAGUAAUUCUCACAGGACGACCUGGGGCCGGGAGGAAAACAGCCACGAAGCUGGUGGCCUCGGCUUCUUCGCUGCGGCUCAUCGAUGCCGGACCCGGGCGUGCCCGAGCGGCCGUGAAAGCUGCGGUCCAAGCAGCUGGGGUCGAAGGUGAACCCUGUUUGCUUCUGCUCGAAGAUCAUCACCUGCGAGAGCCCGGUUUAGCAGUUUUAGCCGGAGCGAUAGUGUCCAGAGGGGAGUUGCCGGGUCUUCUGAGUGCCGAGGAGUUGGACGGUCUCGUUGCGCCGCUCGCUGAUCUCUCCCGGAAGGAAGACUUCUCCGGCACGUUGGAUCAGUAUCUUUACUACCGUUUACGGAACCUUUUGCGAGUUGUCUCAAUUCUGGAGAGCGGUGAGGUGAAGAAAGACUGGCUGAUCCGUUCCGGGCUUCUUCGUCACUGCAUCCUCGUCGCUGAGGCCCCGGGCAACGAGUGGUGGUCUUCGGAAUCGUCUCUGAAGGACCUGUGCAUCCGGUUAGCGGAGGAUUCCUCGCAGGAGGCUUCGCCGGGGCUCGAAACCCUGGUCAGUGCUCAUCUUCGUGCUCCGCGUCAACAACAAGCUCCGGCCCGAUUUUUGGCUCUCCUGAGCACCUGGAAAGUACUGCGGAACCAGUGGGGCGAAGAGGUUGACAAAAAGUUGUCGAGUUUAGAGGCAGGAAUCGGGAAAUUGAGGGAAGCUGGUGAGCACGUUGCUAAACUGGAAGACGAGGCUUCCAAACAGCGCCAAGAACUCGAGGUGGAAAAAGGUCGAGCGAAUGCUGCACUCGAACAAAUCACCGCAACCAUGAGAGGAGCGACUGGGCAGCGUGGGGAAAUGGCGACCUUGAAAACUGAUACGGAACGAGAAAGUGCUGAAUUGGCUCGAAGAAAGGCCGACAUAGAAGGCGAACUGGGCAAAGUUGAGCCGCUCGUGGAGCAAGCGGCUCAAGCGGUUGCCGGCAUCGGCGCCGACGCCCUGGCCGAAGUGCGUUCGCUCCGGGCACCCCCCGCCCCGGUUCGGGACGUUCUCGAGGGAGUGCUCCGGCUCAUGGGCAUCCGGGACACCUCCUGGAACAGCAUGAAGACCUUCCUCGCGAAACGGGGUGUCAAGGACGAAAUCCGGACGUGGGACGCUCGUCGGAGUACCGCAGCGAGCCUCGAAGCAGUUGCCAAACUGGUGAAGGAACGUCCGGAGAGUUUUGAAGAAAAGACCGCUAAGAGGGCGUCCGUAGCGGCGGCUCCCUUGGCUGCCUGGGUACUCGCGAAUCUUCAGUACGGACAAAUCCUGGAGCAGGUCGCUCCUCUUGAGAGGGAGCAGCGAGUGUUGGCGGAGCGAUUGUCGGCUGCGGAGGCUCAACUCGGAAGACUCGCCGCAGGUCUCACCUCGGUGGAAAGCCGAGUAGCUCAGCUCCAAGAAGAGCUCGCCGAGCAUUCGCGCGGCGCUGCAGCUCUCCAGCUCCGAACCGAAGCGACGGAAUCGAGUCUCGCCACGGCCAGGGCUCUUCUACGGAAAUUGGACGUUGAACACAGUGACUGGCAGUCGCAAUUCGAAGGGCUCACCGGAAGGAAGACUCGCUUGGACGUGGAGUCUGCCGAGGUCGCUUCUCUCCUGGUGUAUCAGGAUCCGAGCCGCGAUGACAAGUGGAAGCGAUCGGCUAUCGAUUUGUUGAUAACGGAACGCGAGAGGCUUUUGUGGCGAGCCCAGGACCUUCCGGCGGACACCGCGAGUCUCGUCGGCGCAGCUUGCUCCCUCCGAGGGCCGUUGGUCCCUCUGUUCGUAGACCCCUCCGGGGUAGCUGUCAAAUGGUUGAAAUCGAACAUAGGAACGCGGCUCGAAACGGCAAGGCCUGAAGAUACGAAAUUCGUGACGAGCCUGGAACUAGCGGUGCGUUUUGGCAAGCCACUGUUGAUCGAGGAAAUCGUCGAAAUGCCGUCGCUCUUGUUGCCACUCCUCCGCAUGCGGUCGCUGCGCUUGGGCGAGCGAACUCUGCCGGCCCAAGACGGUUUCAAGUUGUUCCUCGCCACGAGGCGAGAUGCACUCGUCGAUUCGUUGCCCGGCGAGGCUGAUGCCGUCCUAAUGAGAAUAACCCUCGGCGCGGGUUCCCGGAGCCUCGCGGAGAGAUUCAUUGAGAAAGUUCUGUUGACGGAAACCCCGGAACUGGAGGUUCAACGCCGGGAGGCUCUUGAGAGGGAGGAAAAAUUAUCCGGCGAACGCGAUCAAGCGAGAUUGGACCUCCUGGCUCAACUGGGCGCUGCCAGAGGCCAGGAUUUGCUUCAGGAAUCACAAAACGGCGCCCAGGGCGGUGGCCUCCUAUCUUCCCUCGAGGCCACUCAGGAAAAAGCCAAGGAAAUUGCCGCCGCUCUGGAAAAGAGUCGUCGAAGCCACGAGAACGUCAGCAAGCGAGCUAAAGAACACGAAAAAUUAGCCAAAUUCGCUGCUCAUCUCUUCAAAGCUGUUCGAGCUCUCAGCAAUCUCAGCCCCCUUUACGUCUUCUCCGCCGAAGCCUUCACUGAUAUUUAUUUGGAGGCCGAAGCCGCUCGCGAGUCUCUGGUCACCGCGGAUAAAAAGGAGCAAGAAUCGUUGAUCGAGAAAAACUUCGUCGCUCUCGUCCUUCGCAAUUGUCUCAAUUCAGCGUACCGACGUCACAGGCUCCCACUGGCCCUGCACAUAGCGCUCUCGUUGAACCCCGUCUCAGAAGUAGAAAGAAGCCUCCUCCUCGAGGGAGUCUCUGUGAGAAAAGACGACACUACGGACGACAACCUUCCGGAGUGGGUACCGGAGGAGCGGAAGGCUGCAGUGAGAUCGCUUGCUUCGACGCUGCCACAAGUCGCAUCGAGAUUGAAAGCGGCCUGGGUAAACGACGUGAAAAAUAUUUACGUCGAUCAAAAUUUAACUUCGUUCCAGAAGACUCUCGCGGUUCAAGCUCUCCGUCCAGACCACUUGCAUACGGCGCUCACUAAAUUGGCGACCGAGUUGCUCGGCGUGAAAGAUCUGACCCCGCCAACUUGGAGCUUAAAAACCGUUGCCGAGGAAAACAACGGCCCGGUGCUGCUUCUGCUCUCACCCGGUGCGGACCCCGGGCCAGAACUGGAAGCCCUCGCGGCCGGUAAGAGCGUUCCUUGCGAGGGAUUCGCUGAAGUAUCUCUCGGCCAGGGUCAGGUGACACAAGCGGAAAUGGCGCUGGAAACGGCCUGCAGAACCGGCGGCUGGAUCCUGCUGAGCAAUCUUCAGCUCGCCCUCAAUUGGCUACCGCGACUCGAGAGCUUACUGCGCUCGGAUGUCUGUACGCGUGAGAAAAAAUCCUCGACUCGAAUAUGGCUGACGACCGAGGAAUGCUGCGGUUUUUAUUCCGGCCUCGCUGGACUCUGCCGGAAAUUGGCUUACGAACCUCCGGAAGGUGUCAAGCGCAAUGUUGCUCGGUCCUUGCAACAGUUGCAACAACGACGACCGAAUUCUGGUAACGUCGACGGCAACUUGGUCCUCGCUUGGAUUCACGCCGUACUUCAGGAGCGAAGAAGAUUCGUGCCUCAAGGCUGGAUUCGCGAGUACGAGUGGAGCGAGGCCGACCUCGAAGCCGCUCGGGAAUUAGUCCUCGUGAGUGAAUCCUCGAGGGGAUCAAAAUCCGGUCGGCUCGAUUGGGAACCGGGUCGCGGACUCCUGGACGUCGCCGUUUAUGGGGGGCGGAUCCAGGACGACUACGACAUGCGAGCUCUGCGCUCGAUUCUUCGAGAUAUCUGGUCGAAGGACAUAUUCGAAGGUCGAAAAAAGCUUGCCGGCAUCCUCGGAGUCUCGGAAGCCUCGAGACGAGAUCCUGCGAGGGAAAUCCAACGAUUGCCGGACUCGGACUCGCCCUUGGAGUAUUUCGGGCUUCCGGCCAACGCCCAUCGGGCUUGGGAAAGGGCCUCUGCUGAGAGCACGCUCUUGGCUCUCAAAGGUAUGAGCUCGAAAACCGGAAGCGUCAGUGAACGAAGGUCCCAGCAGAAAAUCGAGACGAAAUUCCAGCGUGAUUUUAAAAAUUAUCUCGAACAAAGAAUGGCAAAUUUGUCAAUGGACCGUAGCGAAAAGAAAGCUGCUAAUCCGGUCGAGGUUUUCUUCUCGGACGAGCGAAGGCUCGUCGUUAGAUUGUUGAAUCUCGCGAAAAAUGACGUCAAUGCUUCGAAACUCGUUAAUUCAAAAACUCCGAUUAACUGGCUGGAAGAAUGGCCUCAUGGGCCAAGAGAAGCGAUGCAGUUCGCGAGUGCACUAAUCGCGAAAAAUCAAGCGCUGAAUUCCCUCUCUGCUGGCUUGCCGGAGCGCCUCGAUCUCGAUCACUUGACGAGGCCGUGGGCCUUUUUAGCUGCGCUCAAACAACACACUGUACGGACUUCCGGUUUCGCGCUCGAAGAACUCUGUCUCGUGGCCGAUUGGAGCGACCAUACGGAAAACAACGAUACCAAAGUUUCUCUUUAUUUGGAUGGGAUUCUCAUUUCUGGUGCUCUGAUCGAAAAUGGAAUGCUCGCAGAACUGGACGCGUCGGCCCCGCCCGUGGGGGCCGUGAAGAGUUGUCGGAUUUCCUAUGUCCCCGAAACUCAAAACGACCAUCUCAAGAACACUCUGAACAUCCCACUUUACGCGGAUUCUCGAAGAAAUCGAUUGAUAUGUUCGCUUCCGGUCGGAUGCAAUGGAGACGAAAUGGAUGCUUGGCUGCGACGAGGCGUCAUUCUUCACCUCCGAAAUGGCUGAACCAAAUAUUCGGAUGAAUAAAUUAAAUUGUGAAGGCGAGCGUUGUGUGUCAAGCUGCAAUAGAAUUUACACGUUCAAGGAAGCACCUUAACUUUCUCAGGGUUGAAGAAAUUUGACGAAAAAAAAUGCUCUGAGUUAUUCUGUCGUCGAAUUUCAAUUUUCAUGGUCAAUUUCAAUGUUUCUAAGUGUAACGACCUUAAUUGUUGAUUAGCUCUUAAAAUAAAUGGAAGGAUUUUAUUCUUGCUGGUCGGGUCACGAGUUAUCGAGCGAAAGCAGACCGAAUCUGACUCUAAACAGAAACUUUCACGUAGAGCACAAUUCUUUAUCUGCACCGUGAAGUACCAUUUUUUUCAAUUUUUCCAAGCUACCGUAUCUGUCGAGUCCAAAAUUUAAAUUCAUAGUAUGAUCGUACUUUUUUAAAUAAUCCGAAGGCGAGACUGUACAAAAAUAUGAGAAUGGUCAAUAAAAAUGGCUGCACAUGUGCAAAUGAUGCUCUAUUC